Molecule: messenger RNA, 2709 nt
Organism: Cydia strobilella
Lineage: Eukaryota; Metazoa; Arthropoda; Insecta; Lepidoptera; Tortricidae
Product: glutamic acid-rich protein
Exons: 5
Coding region: 61-2643 (860 amino acids)
Source: RefSeq, a predicted model, not a curated record
CCGAAGAUGUGUCCGAAAUUUAUUCAAUAUUCACUCGAUUGAAAAAAAUACUUUUUAAACAUGAACCGAAUGAGGAAGCAUAGAAUCAAAGAAGAGAAAGCGACGACUUCCUCAUCUAGUCGAAAACAGGAGGAGCAAGAUUUGGCGUAUUUCAUUCACGAUAGAGUAGAGUUGAUGCAUCAAGUGUUUUCCGUUUUGAAAUCGAAAGAGCUCAAGUCUUUGGCCCCCGAGUGCGUCAGGCGGCUCUCUAUAGACGAUUUACAGGAGUUAUGUUUGGAAGAACUUCUUGGAAUAAGUUCCAAGCGGCUCUGCGCUAUCCUGGACGGUGCUGAGCCCCCCUCAGACACGGACUCCUCCAGCCAGUCAGCCGAGCAGUUGGAGACAAUCUCUCUAGACAGCAUAUCUUCCGACGAUGAGAUACUGAGCCAGGCUAGCAAGAAGAAAAAGCACAAGCACAGACAUUCGAAGAAGAAACGCCGCAAGAAGUCAAAGUCGGGCGACGAGGGUGAAAGUCGAGCCUCGCGCGCCGGCCUGACCGUGCUCGAGUUGCUCGAGCUACAGGCCCGAGCUCGAGCCAUCCGCGCGCAGCUACACCAGGAGCCGACCAAAACCGCCGAGCCGGCAGCGGAGCCCGCGAGCUCCGACAACGACGAGGUCCUCAUCAAGGAGGAGCCGGCGGAAGUGGUGGAGAUCAGUAGCGACGAAGAGAAGCCGGAUGUGAAGAGGCUCGACCAGCAAAUUGGAACGACCACAUCGCAGUCUAAUGAAUCUGAGACAAAUAACAAGAAUGGUGACUCAAAAACAGUGACUAAAAGGAUAAACGAUUUGGUAAUAACAGUUCCACAGUCCAAGCCGACGCGGAGAAUUAAACUGAAAAGGAAAAAGCCAACAGAAACUGUUACUAAAGAAACAACAUCUAAUAAAGUAGCUGAAAAAGAAAAAGUUGACUCUAGCAAUACUCUUAACAGUACUGUUGUUUCUACUAUAUCUAAUGUUAAACACACUGAGACAGAACCUAAUAAAGCUAGCAAUGUUGAAGCUAAGAGCAGAAGUAAGAAAAGUAAGAAGAAAAAGAAGAAGGUAAAAGAAAAAGAAGGCAGUGACGAAGAUGAAAUAACUAUACAGUUAUCGGAUACAGAGAAAAUGGAUCUGCUUGAAGAUUUAGAUGCAAAGAACUUCGAUACUGUUAGCUCCAGCGAUUCUGAUAGUUCAGAGACUUCAGAGGAUAGUGAAAAUGAAAACCAGCAUGAUGAAAAACAAAAUGAUACUGAGAAACAGGCUAUCGAAAAACAAAGUGAAGCUGAUAAUUUAGAAAAUAACAAAAAUAAUGACACUGAAAGGGAUAUUGCAGCCGAACCUGAAGGAAAGGGAGAUAGUAAAAAAGAUGAAGAGAUAAGAGGUUAUGUAUCUAAUGACAAUGUACUGACAGUAGAAAUUAAUGAUUUGCCUGUUAUAAAUGAUGAUAUUACAACAUCAAACGAUAAUAAAAGAGAAGAAUCUAGUAACGCAAUAGUUGAUAAACAAAUUGGCGAAAAGUGUGAUGAUAAUGAUCAGAGAGCUCAGGAUUUAAGUAAAGAAAAGACAGAUGAUGCUAAUAAUAAACAAAAUAAUGACAAAAUGGAAAAAACAGAUGAAUGUGCGAAUAUUGAGAAAAGUGACGAUAAAGCGGAAAGCUCAUCUUGUCUAGAAACAAAAUCAGAUGGUGAAAUAUCUGACAGAGAGAGUUCUGAAGUUGAAGCCUCGGAUGUGCAACCGGAAGUAGUGUGUAUAUCCGAUGACGAGCAAAAGAAGAAGAAAAAAAAGAAAAAAGACAAAAAAUCUAAAAAAGAAAAAAAGAAAUCGGGUUUUCGGGAGCAAACCGAUGAAAACUUUUAUAAAGAUAAAGAUGUCAAAGACAAAGAAAUACCUACUGUAAUAGAAACAAUAGAUGAGGACGAUGAUGACGUGUAUGAAUAUUUAGAAAUUUCUGAUGAUUCAUCUUGCUACGAGGUGGAAGGCGUAUCAGUUCUAUCUAAAGAACCUACUGCAGAAGAAAUAGAAGCAUUUUCAGCUAGGAUGGAUGAAAUUGACUUAGAAAAAGAUGAAACAGUGAUACCAAUACCAAACGAAAACAUAGAAACGGAAAACGAUACUAAUGACCUUGAAAACGUAUCAUGGAAAGAUAGAUACCUAGGAAGUAAGAAGGUAAAACGAGUAUUGACUACAUCUAAUAUACUUAAUGCUAUUAAAAGGAAAAAUAAAGAGUUGAAGAAGAAGUUAGAAGAAGCUAAGAAGGCAGAGCUAGCAGAGAAAGAAGCACAGGAAGAAAAAGAAGAUGAUAAACCGACAGUUGAAGAUGGUACUAUUGAACAGUAUGAAACUCUUUUAGGUUCUACCAAAUAUGUAGAUCCAGUUAAAGAAAUAGACACAACAGAAUCUAAAGAUACACAAAAUAAAGAAGAUUCUGGAAACAAAGAUAAUUUGAACAAAGAAGAUGAAAGUGAAAACGUUACAAAAGAAAUGAAAAAAGACGCAAAACAGCUGCUUAAAAUGUAUAAGAGACUUCUGAAGUAUAAUGACAUUACUAAGCAAAAAGAUCCGAAUAAGAAGAAAAAGAAGAAACAAAAGAAAAAUAAGGAUAAAGAGAAAGAGAAAGUAGCUUAAGAUGAGUGUCAUAGACAAACAAAUAACACUGAAUGUACACCGUAAGUUAUACAACACCCCUAUUUG